AAAGCAUUUUGGGGAAUCCGUCACGAACGUUUUAUCAAACUAAAUCGAUUAAUUGGAGUUUAAGAAGCAAGAUAAAUAAACAGUAGAGUAGGUCCAAAUCUGAACGUGUUCUAUACUAUAUAUGUAGAAUGAUAUUUUAUCAAGUUUCAAUAGGUAGUUGUUCUGAACAUGUAAAAUGUACCUGUUACACAGGCUAUAUGGGUUCAAAACCUGUAUAACUGUAUAAGGGAGGCGAGCCAAAGAAUUGUCCACGUUUGUGAAUUGGCCUACAUUACUGUGUACUCUAAAAAGACUGUCAAAAUUUCAAACUUUGUUUCUUCAGUUUCUGCUUACAUCAAUGCAGAUUUAACAUAAAGUUUGGAAAUGUGGCCCAGUAGAGGACUACUACCAGGCAUUUCUGAUCAUGAUGUGGUCUUCAUGGAAUUUUUCAACCCACCUUAAUGAAUUGGCCAGAAGCCUCGAACUAUCCCCCUAUAUAAAAAGGCAAACUGGGACACCAUCAGAAAGGAGCUGACAUCUCUGGCUAACGAUAUCAUCAAUAACAAAAUCUCAACUGUAGAAGAUGACUCAUGUACAACACUGAUUUAAAAGACACAACCAUCUAAUUGAAAGAAUUUGAACCAUUAAGAAUGUCGGAGGAGGUUCAGUAUGAAAUUUUGGGGUCAACCGAGGCCCUAAUGCAGACGAUGCUCACCCCUGGGGCUAUCCAAGAGGUCGCAGAGGGGGAGAUAUCUGUUGGAAACCAGGAGAUCAUCAUUGAUGGGAUGCCCCUCCAGAUUCCAGCAGGUAACUACAAGACUGAGGUGUUGGAGGACGGGACAGUGCAGGUGAUAGUUUAUCAGGAUACCCAGGAGGAACAGGAACCAGAAGCCCCAAGAUUUGCAGAGUCGGCCAUACAGACUGACAUUGACAUUAGAAACAGACGUGCACACAGCAUUGGGAUACAGAACACAACGGUCCCACAGUUUAAUAGUUACAGCUUUGCAGAACAUGGGGUACAAACAGAUCCUACUCCUGAUGAGCCACUAGUAAUUGAACCCAACUACAGCAUGCCUGCCGAGUUAACAAUUCCAGAGGAUAAUGACGACGAAAUAGAUGAGUCAUUAAUUGAAGAGGAAAACGAGGAAACAAUAGGAAAGAAAAGAAAAAGAGGACGUCCUAUUAAGAAUCCACGGGUAAUACAGAAUAUUCACACUAAUGAGGAGAACAACUCGGUGAAGGGACUUCGCGCAGGCAAGGAAGUAACCUUCCACAAAUGUGGCAUAUGCGGAAAAAUCUACAAAAACAAAACCAACUGGAUGACCCACCUCAAAGUCCAUUCAAAAGAACAGGUUUUCAUGUGUGGAUACUGCGGUCAGCUGUUUCAGCGUUACAGUUUUGUUGCUCACGUUAAAAGUCACCAGGGUGAAGAAGAAGCUAAGGAGGAAGCUGCAAAUGCCCAGAAAAAAAAUGCUGAUGCUGAGGCAGUUACUGCUGCAGCUGCCUCAGCAGAAAGUCAAACAGUAGCUACAAAUGUCGACGAAAAUCAGGAGUUUGAUGUCACCGACGAGAAUGGGGAAAAGCGAUACAUGGUACGAAGCCAUCAAGUGACGCUGCCCAACCAGCAGGUGGCCACAGUUAUUGACUUGGGCAAUUUAAUCGAUGUUGCAAUGAAUGCAGAGGUGACAUCAGAUGCUGCAGAUGGUGCGGAUAAGGGAGACAACUUGAAACCAAGUACCUCGCAAACAGAAACGGCAGCGUUAGAGACGGCCUUGGCACAGGCUGAGGACAACCAAGAUAUUCCAACUGUUGCGGAGGGGGAGAAUGAGGAGGUGGCUACCAAAUAUAUCUACAAGUGUAAUGUUUGUGGCAAAGAGUACAACAACAAGAGUAACUGUCACCGCCAUCUCAAGUCACACACCCACGACAAAACGUAUAAGUGUGAUCACUGUGACAAAACUUACAUGCAUCGAUACGAACUCAAAAUGCACAGUCGCAUUCACACAGGAGAAAAGCCAUUCAAAUGUGUAAUCUGUACCAGGGCCUUCAACGAAAGUGGUAACCUCCGAAGGCACAUGAAGAUCCAUGCUGGGGAUGACACGCCCUAUAAAUGUGGCGUCUGCUUUAAGGGAUUCACCGACUUGUAUCGCCUCCAUGUCCAUCUUAAGGUCCACACUGGAGAGAUUAAGUGUGACACAUGUGGGAAAGUAUUCGGUAAGAUAUCUGAUCUGUACCGUCACAUACGUAUACACACUGGGGAUAAACCAUACAAGUGUGAUCAGUGCCACAAAGCAUUCUGUCAGAAAGUCAACUUACAGACACAUUACCGCACACACACGGGCAAAAGUCCAUUCCAGUGUGAACUUUGCCAUUUCACCUUCAGUCGUAAACAAAUCCUUGACAACCAUAUGAAGGUUCACGCCGAGAUUGAAGAAGAGGGAAAAUUGAAAACGGCUGGGGAGAUCAAGAAGGAGGUGAUUGACGAGGAACUUGAGGGUGCAGAAGUUCAGGAGGAGGAGGGCAGCAGUAUGAUGGAGGUCGUCGAUUUGUCCGUAGAUGAACAGACUGGACUGGUCGAGGUUCCAGUGGACUCACAUGAGAUGGAGACGGGACUUACACAGGAGGAACUCGCCCAGCUAGUUGCUGCUACUGUGACAGAAUAAUUCAGCACAUACUAAACCCUGGUACGUGUAUUCAAUAUGUACAAUUAAGUCUGGUGUUUUCUCCAAGUCACAUGGAUUUGGAGAGAAGUUUUUCUGCACUUUGGGUUUGGAAAUUUGAGACUUUUUAAUAAUACACAUGACAAUGUAAAUUAGUGUCAGAGUUACUUCCCUUUUCACAAGCUGUUAUUCAAUUACCGUGCCACACAUAUGUACACCAUAUAUGUACAUUUCCAAGUUAUUUACAAUAUUGAUGGAACAUCUGUACAAUAUUGAAAAUAUACUGUCUCAGUGCCUGCUUUCAUGGCAGCCAUAUUGCUCAAAAUUUCUGGUUAAAAAUCUAGUACAUACAUGUACUCAAAUAUUAAACCUAUAAUAUGCAAUCAUGACACAAGAAAAGUUUAAUUCCAUUUUAGUCAUUUGAUAGUAACUGUGUGACUGUCUGUUUUAAAAAAAUUGGAAUGUCCCAGAAUACUUACCAAUAAGUCUUCAAAUGUUGAACAUCCUAUGUUAGGUAUAAAACAAGAAAAUAUUGGUCUCAGCAUGAAUUAGAUUUUUACAUUCCGUUACCAUAUUACAUGUUUUAAUAUAAGUCUUGUAAUUUUCAUUAUCACAAUUCAAGCCAUGGAUAGUUCACUGAAUUGAAACAUAUUUGUCUGAAAUUUGGUUUUUGUUCCAUGAACCUUGACCCUUGACAUGUCAAAGUUAAAAUAUUUUUGAUCAUAAACAUCAGAAGUCAAUGCAACAAUACCUGUUCCCGACUAUAGGUUAUAAAUUCUGCUUGAUUACAAUGAUUAUACAUUUCAUUUUGAUUGCAUUGUGUUAUGAUCAUUAAAACAGUAUUUUUGCAUGUGAAAAUCUGAGUCCAAGUCGUUAGUAAACAUCUUUGAAGUUUUAUGUAUCAAUAUCUUGCCCUGUAUACAUUGUAAGAAAAGGGCACUUUAUAAGAGUCUAGUGAUAUUGACAAUUUAUUAUGGUGUAAAGAUUAAAGUGAGAAGAUGAAACUGGUGUUUCAGUAUUUUCACACAAUAUACAAUAUCGAAGGAUUUGGAAAAAGAUCCCAAAGCUGUUAAACCUUUUUUUUUUUGCUCUACGAGGUUUGCCUGCCAAACAGAGUUGAGAAUUAGCACAAUACAUUUAUUUAGUGAUUGUAAUUCAUAUAAAAAUCAGGCAUAAUACUCUUGUUCACCUAUAUAGCUGAUCUGUAUACUGUGUACCAGGAAAUUGUUGCCACAGUUCAACUUUUGCAUUUUCUGCCCUCUGUAAUGAAGGCAAUUUAUCAUGACAGCAUAUAUUUAUACACACCAGACCAAGCAAUCUCAUUACAUGAAAAGAGCGAAAUAACACUUGGCAAAUAUUUAAUUUUACCAGUGAAGGGCAAAAGUUUGACUCGGCGAAAGUUUCAUGGUAUACAAUAGCAAUAUUUGUAGGUCAUUGAUGUUGGAAGUUGAAAUUGUUUGAAACUUUGUACAUACUAUAUAGUUAUAAAUACUUGAUAUCGUUUCUUUAACUGUGUAAAUAUUUGUUAAUUUUUUUUAAUUUUUUUUUUAUUGGCAAAAUGUAGAUAUAUGAUUGUUACACAUUAUAUGUAUAUAAGGAAGCGUUAAGAUGAUAAAACAUAUUUUGUCCUACGGAAUGUACUGACAAACAUUCAGUUUAUGUAUUAAAACAGAUGUUAAAUCCAUAUACCAAUCAUUGUUAAUGUGCUAAGGUGAGUUCCCUGUUUAUAAGAAAAACAACCUAACUUCUAAUUUAAUGGUAUGUUUAAUUUUACAGCUUUGUAUAAUUACAUAAUUAAUAAUCCAGACCUGUCUCCACUACACAUUUCACUAAUUCUAUACCUAGAAGUACCUGUGUUUGACUACACUAUAUUUUUAAACAUAGAAGAAUGACGAAGAGAACACUAUUUGGGUUACAUAGGUAGAUGUUUACUGGGUUAUAUGUUUCGGCCUGCUAGGGAAUCUGUCAUCAGAAUAAUGGUAGUGUAACGGGAGAAAGAGAAAUGUACGACAAAAUUGGAAUUCAAACCCAGGACCUUCCGAACUCUUAGGCGGACGCUCAACCAAAUGAGCUAUCUGGUCAUCUUAUUAGUCAAGUUCUGCUACAGUAGUAUUGAAAAAGUCUCAGCGAAGUAAGGAUCCCGGUCGUCAUAUAGUUGGCUAUUCGCUUGAAAUUAGUUUUAAUUUUUGUGUACAUUUAAUUUACUGAGGUAACUUAUUACCUUACUAUAACAGAUAUUCCAAAAUAUGUCCUGAUCAGUUAUUUGCAUAAAACAUCACCAAUAGAACCAUUUUUUCUGUUCACACAUUCUACCAUAAUGACAUUUUUUUUUUCUGUUUGUGUACAAUGUAGUUAAAUGACAUGAUACUCAUAGAAAAAUGUUGAUAUGCAAAACUUGUUGAUAAAAUAGACCAUUGUUUGUAGAAAAUGUUGUUUUGUCUAGUUAAGGGUUGAAUUGUUUUGAAGUGUGUUGAGCUUUUCUGUUUAUUUGUGAGUAAAUUGAAUGAAUGUAUUGGAUAUUUUUUUUCUGAUGGCUAUAGUAUCUAAAUGAGUUAACAUGAUUGUUGCUACAUAUCUUGCCAAACAGACCCCUUCAUUAAGUAUGCAAGCAUGUAUACAUUUAAACUUGGUUGUAGCAUAUUCCAUGAGUUAAACCUAAUUAACCAUUUACAGUGCCAUUCUUUUCAAAAGUUGGCUCCUAAAUACAAGCAGACCUGGCAGCAGUGUAUUGAAUUGUAAUUACAAUGUAGUAAAGGAAAAUAACAUAUUUCUUUAAAAUAAUUGAGGUCCCCAUUUAAAUGUUUCCUUCAAUUUAAUGACAAGGAGGUGGUAUCAAUGCAAGUACCAUGAUAUUAUGAUGAUCAACAAUGAAAAAAAGCUUAUUUUGAUAAAAAUGUACAAAGCACAUGGGGUUUGUAUCCUUAUACAAGUUUAUCAUUUCAGACAAGAGUGAACUAGAAUUUAAUCUGAUUUCUGCCCUUAAAGUAACUGCAUGUUAUUAAUUUCAUGCAUGCAAAGAUUAGUGAAAGGGUCUGUUAGGAUGGACUACAUUACCAGUUCUACUGGACAUGUACAUUUAUUGGUUCGAAAAUGGGAAAAUAUUUCAGUAAUUUUAGAUAGCAUUUCAGUUAUAUGACUGAUCAUAUCAAUAAGGUCAUAAGGUAAUAAAUAAUUUACUUAUUACUGUACAGCAAUUGCAACAAUAUACAAUCGAUUUUAUUGUGAACUUUAAAACUGUUGUGUUGCUCUAUUGGCUGGGUAAGGGGAGAUAAUUGAAAUUAUUUCUGCAUUCAUAUAUAGAAAUUUCAUUCAAAGUUAAUUUCAGACAUGCAUGGUUUGUUGGUUAUCUACAAUUAUUUUUCUUUGCAAUAAGUCAGUUAUUGAGAUUGACUUAAGCCUGUUUAUGUAAUAUAUGCUUCAUGUUUUCAAAAGUUAAAGAAUGUCUAAUUGCACUAGAAUGAAGUGUUACAGUGCACACUAGUCGUCACCAAUAAAACAAUAGAAGUAGGUAUACAGUUAUCAGCUGUUUUUCUCCUGAUAGUUAAUAUCAAACUUUCUUUUGCUAUGUUCAGUAAUAAAGUAAUUGUUAUUUUUCCAAAA
Mizuhopecten yessoensis (Yesso scallop) is the source of this 6239-nucleotide messenger RNA. RefSeq names its product zinc finger protein 260-like. Gene Ontology annotation, cellular component: nucleus. Gene Ontology annotation, molecular function: RNA polymerase II cis-regulatory region sequence-specific DNA binding; DNA-binding transcription factor activity, RNA polymerase II-specific. Gene Ontology annotation, biological process: regulation of transcription by RNA polymerase II. The coding region runs from base 630 to 2642 and encodes 670 amino acids. The record is from RefSeq and is a predicted model, not a curated record. Lineage: Eukaryota; Metazoa; Mollusca; Bivalvia; Pectinida; Pectinidae. The transcript has 2 exons.